Mirounga angustirostris (Northern elephant seal) is the source of this 3580-nucleotide messenger RNA. RefSeq lists its product as uncharacterized. The record is from RefSeq and is a predicted model, not a curated record. NCBI's taxonomy places the organism in Eukaryota, Metazoa, Chordata, Mammalia, Carnivora, Phocidae. The transcript has 3 exons. The coding region runs from base 1 to 1206 and encodes 401 amino acids.
AUGACCCGAGCCGAAGGCAGUCGCUUAACCGACCGAGCCACCCAGGCGCCCUGGAAGCGGGAUUUUAGAGGUGAAAAGGCCGUCAGUGACUUCGUCCAAGCCCCUUACAGAUGGCGCCACCUGCCUUGGACCACACAGCCCGUGAGGGCGGCCAGGUUUCCAAGGAGGGGGGAUCCCCGCGCCAGGCGCCGGCGCUUCUCGGGCGGCGAGCUGAUUCCCCCAGCGCAUCCCAAACCGUGUCAGCACCUUCACCUCCUCCGAACUGGCUCACCGUGCUCCCCUCCAUUCUCCGGGGAAGCAUCACCGCGCGGCGCGCUCCCUCCUUCACCCCCGCCCCCCGCCGCCUCCGUGACCCCGGGCCGCGACCGGGCUCCCGCCCCCUCCGCACAGACGGAGGCGCCCCCCCGUCUCCCUCGACCUCCGCAGGCUGCGCUCGCCCGUCCCCCCCCGUCGCCGCACGUCGGGAGUCAGUCGGAGGAUUCGCGCGACGGGGCCAGUGGCUGCCGCCCCGCGCGCGUCCGCGGCGACGGAAGACGUGACCCUACGGAGCCUCGCAAGCCCAGGGGCGUGUUUGUCCGUCAGGAGCCCGGCAGGGAAACAGAAGGCGCUCCAAACGCUCGGAACAGAACGUGCAGGAUCGGGAACCGGUCUCGCCCGAGCUGCAAGAGCAGGAGCGCGGGCCUGAGGCGUCCCCAACGCCCGCAGCGGCGGCGAGGCCUCGGGCAGCCCCUCUCACGUCCCCGGGCUCCGGCCAGCUCGCCCGCUGCGCCACCCACGGCCGGUCCGCCGGCGGAGGCGACGGCACAGCCCGCGCUGGGCGCCAAAGGAAGAGGAAGGAGAUGCGCGGACGCCCCUCCCCUGCCCCUCUGCCCUCCUCCGCACCUCCCCGCAACUUUCUCCCCGUCUUCUCCCCUCCCCCCUCCCUCCACUCCCCUUCCCCUCCUCUCCCUUCCCCUUCCCUUCCUCCUCCCCGUCUCUUCUCUCCCUCCCCCUCCCUUCCUCCUCCCCAACCUUCUCCCCAUCCCUUACCCCUCCACCCUUUCUCUCCCUUCCCUCCCCCCUCUCUCCCCCCUCCCCACCCCUCCUCUCCCUUCUGCUUCCUUCCCCUCCCCUCCCUUCUACUCCUCCCCUUCCCCUCCCCUUCCUUCUACCCCUCCCCUUCCCCCUUCUUCCCCUCACCUCCCACCACUGCCUCCCACUGGCUGAACCACAAUCCAGCUGACAGUGACUUCCAGGGGAGACCAGAGUAUAAAUCUGAAGAUCUCCUGAUACGGAAGAAGAUAACAAAGUUUGAUACCAUUCUAACUAAAAUUCAACUUGUAAUAAUUGACAGCUUUUCUGCCAUUUUAUUGUUUUACAUCAAGUUGCUAAUUGAUGCAACACACCUUAUAAAGGGUAACUUGCAAAAGGUCAUCCUGAAAACGAAUAACCUCUAUACCCAACGUGGGGCUUGAACUCACAACCCCAAGAUCAAGAGUCACAUGCUCCACUGACUGAGCCAGCCAGGCACCUUGACUCAUUGUGAAUUUAUUUUUUUUUUAAGAUUUUAUUUAUUUAUUUGAGAGAGAGAGAGAUUGAGAGAGAGCAUGAGAGGAGAGAGGGUCAGAGGGAGAAGCAGACUCCCCGCUGAGCAGGGAGCCAGAUGUGAGACUCCAUCGAGGGAUUCCAGGAUCAUGACCUGAGCCGAAGGCAGUCGCUUAACCAACUGAGCCACCCAGGUGCUCUCAUUGUGAAUUUAAUCUGCAUUCAUCUAAUGCAUUAUCUAGAUGUUGAAUAUCUCUUCAUGUGCUUAUUUGCUGUCUGUACAUCCUUUUUGAUGAAAUAUCUCCUUGUGUCUUUUGACUAUUUUCUAAUUGGAUUGUUUGGUUCUUAAUUGUUGAGUUUUAAUAGUUUGCAGAUACUUUUUCCCACUCUGUAGCUUGUCUUUUCAUCCUCUUUUUUUAAGAACUUUUUUUUAAAAGAUUUUAUUUAUUUAUUUGAUAGAGAGAGCGAGAGAGCACAAGCAGGGGGAACAGUAGAGGGAGAGGGAGAAGCAGGUUCCCCGCCAAGCAGGGAGUCCGAUGCGGGGCUCGAUCCCAGGACCCCUGGGAUCAUGACCUGAGCCGAAGGCAGACGCUUAACCAUCUGAGCCACCCAGGUGCCUCUCUUUUCAUCCUCUUAACAGAAUCUUUUACAAAGCAAAAGUUUUUAAUUCUGAUGAAGUCCAAUUUAUCAAUUCUUUCUUUUAUGGAUCAUGUUUUGGUGUCAAAUCUAAGAACUCAGGCCCUAAAUCAUGAGCAUUUUCUCCUAUGUUUUAUUCUAGAAGUUGUAUGUGUGGUUUUUUUUUUUUUUUAGAUUUAUUGAUUGAUUCAUUCAUUUAAGAGCAAGAGAGCAUAUACAGAGGGAGAGAAUCUUCAAGCAGACUCCCCACUGAGCUCAGAGCUGGACCCAUGAGAUCAUGACCUGAGCCAAAACCCAGUGUCAGACACUCAACUGACUGAGCCCUGGUGUCCCUAAAAGUUGUAUGGUUUUAUGUUUUACAUUUAAGUUCAUGAUACAUGUUGAGUUAAUUUUUGUAUAAAGUGUGAGAAUAGGUCAAAGGUUUUGUUUGUUUAUGAACGUCCAUUUGCUCCAGCACUAUUUAUUGAAAAUGCUCUUUCCUCCAUUGAAUUGCUUUUGCACUCUUGUCAAAAUUUAGUUGGGCAUAUUUGGGUGGAUCUUUUUUUUUUUUUUUUUUAAGAUUUUAUUUAUUUAUUUACUUGAGAGAGAGAGAGAAACAGCAUGAGAGGGGAUAGGGUCAGAGGGAGAAGCAGGCUCUUCGCCGAGCCGGGAACCCGAUGUGGGACUCGAUCCCAGGACUCCGGGAUCAUGACCUGAGCCCAAGGCAGUCGCUUAACCAACUGAGCCACCCAGGCGCCCUAUUUGGGUGGAUCUUUUCCCAGGUUCUCUGUUCAGUCCAUUAAUCUAUAUGUCUAUUUCUCCACCACUACCAUACAGCCUUGAUUACUGUAGCUGUAUAAGUCUCGAAAGCAGGAAAAGUGAUUGCUCUCACUUCACUUUUCCUUUUUUUUUUUAAGAUUUUAUUUAUUUAUUUUAUAUAGAGAGACACAGUGAGAGGGGGACCACAAGCAGGGGGAGUGGGAGAGGGAGCUGAGCAGGGAGCCCAAUGCGGGGCUUGAUCUUAGGACCCUGGGAUCAUGACCUAAACUGAAGGCAGACGCUUAACGACUGAGCCACCCAGGCGCCCCUUCACUUUUCCUUUUCAAAAUUGUUUUAGCUAUUCUAGUUCUGUUGCCUUUCCAUAUAAAUUUUAGAAUAAUUUUGUCUGUAACUGCAAAAAACUUGCUAGGAUUUUUACAGGAAUUGUGUUAAAAUGUAUAACAAUUUGAUGAAAAUUGACAUCUUGACUAUGUUGAAUUUUCUAAUACAUGAACAUGGUAUGUCUCUCCAUUUAUUUAAAAAACUUAAAAAAAAAAAACCUUUUUAAAACUUCUCUCAUCAGUGUUGUGUCAUUUUAAGCAUACAAGUCCUAUACAGGUUUUGUUAGAUUUAUACCUAAUUAUUUAAUUUUUUUGAUGAUUAUAAAUAGCAUAAAAUUCUA